UGUGCGCGCGGCCCGUUUAAGGCGGGUCGGUUUCUGUUUCGCUCCGCGGGGGCUGCGCGGCCGCCGCCAUUAUGGAGCCGCAGCCCGACAGCCUGGAGGGGUGGGUGGCCGUGCGCGACACCGCCUUCGCCGAGCCCCAGCCGCCGCGGCUCCGCUUCCUCGUGGCCUGGAACGGCGUGGAGGGCGCGUUCGCCGUGACCUGCCACGGCCGGGCGGAGGCGGCGGCGCAGGCCCCGCAGAGCUGGGCCGGCCUCUUCUCCGCGCCGGCUCUGCGCGGCGUCCACCGGCAGCUGUCGGCCGUAUGCCCGCGCCUGGAGCCCGCGUUCCCCGCGCUGCCGCCCACGCUGCCCGGCGCGGCCGCGGCUGGCGGGCUGUGGGCAGUGCUGUUCCCUGGCGGCGCGGCGCCGGGCGAGGCCGAGGUGCAGGAGCUGUGCCGGGAGCUGGAGCGCUACCUGGGCUGGGCCUUGGAGCUCUGCGGCGGCCGGGUGGUGCUGGACGCGCUCUUCGCCGACGACCGGCGCCACGACGACGAGUACUUCGAGAGCCUGCACGAGCUCCGCGCCAAGGCCCUGCGCGGCCACCUGGCCCGGGCCAAGGAGGCCCUGCGGCGGGUUCUUCAGCAGCAUAAAAAUGCUGACACAAUGGUGGUUUUGAUGAAGGUUUAUGAAGAAGAAGAUGAAGCUUAUCAGGAUUUGGUCACCAUGGCAACACAAUUCUACCAGUAUUUACUGCAGCCCUUCAGAGAUAUGCGAGAGCUGGCGACACUGUACAAACUGGAAAUCCUGAAGUCUUUACAGUAUGAUAAUUUGGGGCCUAAAAGAGUAGCAGCUUUGCAGAAAGAUGCUGAAGAAUGGACUAAGCGAGCUGAAAAUGCUGUGUGCUCCAUUCAGGAUAUCACUGUGAACUACUUCAAGGAAACUGUAAAGGCUCUGGGAGCAAUGCACAAACAGAUGGAACAAGAUCAGGAAAGAUUUGGUAAAACCACCUGGGCAUCAGCUUUGCCACGACUAGAAAAUCUGAAAUGUAUGUUGACUAAAGAAACCCUUCAGCAUCUGAGAGCGAGAGAGUUGUGCCUGAAACAGAAGAGAACUGGCAUUCGGAAAAACUUGGAGAACCUCAGUGAACAAGAAGAGAACCUGACUCUAGUGGAGGAGCUGGAAAUACAGUAUUAUGAAACGCAGCUGGAAUUAUAUAAUGUACAGCUGGAAGUAUUGAAACAUGAAGAAUUGCUGCUUAUUGUACAGUUGGACACUUUAAGGAGACAGAUUAAAGAGAAACAGGAUGAAGUUGUUUACUAUGAUACUUGUGAAAAUCCUGAGGAGCUCAAGGUCAUUGAACAGACAAUGGGACAACAUUACGCUAACUUGUCAGAAAUGACGAUGCUGAGGCAGAAGACUAAGCAGUUGGAGACAAAGCGUGGGACUGUCUGUGCGAGGAGAGCCAACCUCAGGAACAAAAAAGAUCAGUGUGAAGCAAGCCAUCGGCAGAGACUGCAACAGGCAGAAGAGAGCAAAAAACGCUUCCAGCAGCAUCACAGCAUACAGAUAAAGAGAGAUAAACAAAAAGAAGAGGAGAAAAAGAAGAAAGCUUGGAUAAGCCAAGAACGUCAGAAAACACUGGAGAGGCUGAAAACAUUCAGGGAGAAGUGUCCGGCUCAUGUUGUUCUGAAAACGUCUCGUCCGCAGCCUUUCAGUCCCAAGCUGCCACGAAGCAUCACCCAGCAGGCUGCAGUACCAUCCCCUCCACCUUCGUCGAGAGCAAGGGCAGCUCCAGAGCAGCCGAAGAGCACCCUGCUGGUAGAAGCCAAAGAAUCAAAAGCUCCACCUCAGAAUUCCCCAGCAGAUACACCUGUCCAGAUUUUUGUUACUGCUGGUGACUCAGAGCAACAAAAGCUCAGUGAGGGACCGGUGGUCUCUCCAUCUUCCCCACCACCACCACCUCCUCCACCCCCUCCUCUAUUACCCCCUCCUCCCCCACCUCCACCCUUACCUCUCCAGUUGAAGACACCGCCAGCAAUAGAGGAUAAACCGCAUCCCCUUAGCUCCUGUGGCCCCACGGAAAGUCCUGCACUGCACAAACAGGAUGACUCGUCCGGGAGGUCUAUAAAUAAUUGCAUAGGUUCCAUGGAUGAGGUUUUGGCUUCUCUAAAACGCGGUGAAGUUCAUCUUCGCAAGGUGGAACAGCCAAAUCCGUAUGCCUCUGUAAAAGACAACAUCCUCGCUGCCAUAAGCACCUACUGCUGUUUGGACAUCAGAAAACGACUUUUAGUUUUGUCCCCUGCAAUCAAACCAAGUGGAGACACAAGCAGGAGCGGAGCAGCUGUGCCUGAAGCUCAGCUGGGGGCUGAUCGGGGGUGUUCAACAAAGCUCUCUACAUCCCAGGCUGAAAAACGUCCUGAAAAGCCCACUCAGAAACCAUUUGAACCUGCUCUUUCUCCUGAAACCCACUUCAUUUGCUGGGUAGGAAAUGGCCCCGGUGCCCAAGGAUGGUUUGCCUUAGGUUGAUGGGGCACUCAAGCUGUUCACAAGUGUCAGGAGGCAAGAGGCCUUAAUCUGGAUUUGAGCUCAGGCUUCAGCAACGUGCAAGGGCUGAUGGACAACGUGGGAGAAACGGGAGUGGUGGGUUGGCUGCGUGAUGACGAGCUCUUACUGGACUACUAGAUUAAUAUCAACCUGCAAAACUGCUGUGACAGCUUUUUGACAUUUAAUACCCUUCUUAAAGUAUCUCACCCUGGGCUAGUAAAUGAAUCCCUUGGUGGGAAUAGUCUGCCCAGACUGCCCAGCUGCAUAAAUUAAGCUGGAAAAAAUAUAGUUGUCAGGGUUUAAAGAGUUAAUAGUGCACAGAUUUGCUGGAAAGCCCAGUAAUAAUGUAAAGAGAUCAAUGUCUAUUAAUCAGUGUCCCUGUGGCUUGUGAUCUCUCUAUGAUGUGGGCAGUUCAGACAGCAGCUGCCAGUAUUUCUAGGGAGGUUUAAAGUUAAUGUAUUCAAAGACUACUUGGUCUGACAAAAAGCAUUUUACUUUGAAAUCCCAGCGCUUUGAUCACAGCAAGAGAGGAGUUGAGGCAGUGUUACCGGCACCGUGGCCAUAGCUGCUAAUGCCAGUGCAGCUAUGGAUUUGUCAGCGUUUCUGUCAACGUGACGCUUUUCCAGACUUAGGAACCUGCUCCAUAACCAACCCCUGGUUCAGCACACAGGGCUGACUCACAGCCUGGAGACUGACUGUUUUUUCCCCUGCAAAAUGGUAUUGAACCAAGCAAAUCAAGCCUGAUUGUGAACACCUUGAAGUGAUCCAGGCUCAUCUUGCAAGAGCAUGAGCAAGUAUGCUACUUCACUUGUGCACUUCGAAGAGCCUCUUGGAAGUAAUUUAAUACUAUCUGGAAAUCAAUGCUGAGUUAUAUAAUGUGAUUUAUAUAAUGUGGUGCUGAUUUAGAUAAUGUGAUUGCACAAAGAUGCACUGUCCUCGCUACAGGCUUCUCAGCAACAGGCAACAACUUGCCCCAUCAGCAGGUCAUGUGCUGUUUGCACAAGGGAUGGAAAAUGUGCCAGGGACGGCGAGAUGCCUUGUCCUCACCCCCAGCGCAGGGGAACUGCAGGCAUUUCUGCAUACAGAGAGCCGUAAACAUGCUAUGAAAGUGCUUCACCUAAUAUCAAAUUGUGUUUACAGAUAUCUAAAGGGUGAGUGUCAGGAGGAUGGAGCCAGGCUCUUCUCAGUGACAAACAAUGGUAGGACAAGGAGUAAUGGGUUCAAACUGGAACACAGGAGGUUCCACUUAAAUUUGAGAAGAAACUUCUUCCUGGUGAGGGUGGCAGAGCCUGGCCCAGGCUGCCCAGGGGGUUGUGGAGUCUCCUUCUGUGCAGACAUUCCAACCCGCCUGGACACCUUCCUGUGUAACCUCAUCUGGGUGUUCCUGCUCCAUGGGGGGAUUGCACUGGGUGAGCUUUCCAGGGCCCUUCCAACCCCUGACAUUCUGGGUUUCUGUGUUAAAAUCUCCGAAGCCUAUCUCCAUUCAAACCGUGUUUUUCUUCUGUUUGUAAGACGUGUGGUUGGAAGAGGCUGAUGUGCUGCACAAGCCACACCGUGCAUGAAUGCUGCAGGCAUCUGCCUUUCUCUGCCUUCCUGUUAAAACCAAGGAGAAAACCCCAGUAAAUUUCUGUUUCUACCAAAAGUCAAGGUUUAACCUGCUCUUCACAGGGCCUUUACUUCUCUCCCCCUGGCAGAGGAGCCGGCACAGGGGUGUCUCUUGCCCCGGGAGAGGUGAGUGCUGCCUGUGUCCCACCAGCUGAAAUCCCAGCGGUGCCACCGCUGCUGUGCAGCCACCGCCGGCCUCCUGCCACCCCUUGCUUUGCAGGCCAGAACCUACGAUCCAUCCUUCAGUCAGUUGUGCCCCCUUCUUUUCUCUCUUAAAAUGAAAAGAUGUACAUGCAUGCCAGGACACCAGGAGCGAGAGGGACAAAGAGGAUCGGUACAAAGGCAUUCAUUAGGACUAACAAAAAGCUGGGAAAUGCUUCUUUUUUGGUCCUCUUCUACAAAGAAGGGGUUGGUAGAUCAGAGUGUGAACCCUUUGGAGAAAAAUGAGAUGUAAGGCUAUGCAUGCCCUCUCUUGAAAAGCAUGGUUUUAAUUCCAAAAUUUCAUGUUACAUCUGCACACUAAACACUGUAAUAAGGUGAUAUUGGUGGGAAAGAGGGACACAUCAUUUCAAUUAAACCCAUGGUGGUGAUAAAAAGUGAAUGGUAUUGAAAGCAUCUUUUAAUAAAUGCCACAGCAAAGCUUGGCAGAAAAGCAGCUCAGAACAACAUGUGAACGAAUCUCUGCGGGAAAACAGGCAUUCAAAACAGCUCCACAACGUGGCGUUUUUUCUUUCCUUGCGAAAAGGUAUGUGAUUUUCAUUUUCUGUGUGUCACGCUAAGCUGAAAGCAAGGAGCAGCACAAUUAAGUCUGCUCAGGUAGCAGUGACAUUAACAGCUCAGCUACUUGUGAAAACGCUCUGUAAAAGAAGCCGUCUUUAGCACACCAUUGCUCUAGCAGUAAUGAGCCACAAACUGCUCAGAAUAUAUAUUUAGCAAAACCGCAGUUGCUCAUUUUCCACUAGAUCCCCCUCCUGCCCCUGAUCCCUGGCAAAACACUGAGGACGGGGGCAAAGAGCUGCCUCCUUGGGCGGGGAAGUCUGGGGAGAUGCUGGCCAGGCUGGGAAAGGAACUCAAUAUGCUACUGGGUUUAUCCUCACUUGAAAAGGUUGGUUAAUUACUUAGUGUUAUAGAGACUUUUGCAGAUCCUUUCUGUCUCAAGCCAAUAAUCUGAACACCAUCCCAUGAGUGUCUUUACCAAACCAAAAGGUAUUUCUCCGAGAAGCAGCAGCAGCCUCUGCUCCAUCCUCCUCUCACCAAGGGGUUGAAUGGCAGCCAGCCCCGACACCAGCAGCAUGGGAUCAGUGGGCAGUGCAGACGCUCAGGGUGACAAAACGGAUGUGUCCCGCUCCUGGAGACGCUCAAAUCCCUGUUCAUCAGCAGGUGAGUCACUGCCCUUCCCACGGUCUCUUCCUGCGACGUAGAGGUGACGGUGAAAGAGGAUCAAGCGCCCACGCUCCCCCCAGCCCACACGGAGAGUUCCGCUCUCUCCCCUCCCACCCGAGCCAGCAGCCCCACUAUUUUGGAAUAGAAACACUCAAAAGUGUGCUGGAGCGUGCAGAGCAGUGGAGCUGAAGUGCAUUUUGUCUGCUGUGCCGCAAAGAGCACUUUGCAGACGUAAACGCUCUGGGGAGCAGAUUGUGUCUGGCUGCAGCCGGGGUGGCACAGCUGGCACGUGGGACUCCCCGGUUCCCCCCGGUGUGUGCCGGCACCUCUGCCUGCUCCCCCAAGGGCAGGGUCUCCCCGUGCUGUACCCGUGGCAGAAAUGGGGCUGGCUGUGUGGCCGAGCUCCUGUCCCUGCAGGGUGACCGCCCGCGGCGCGGUAUUCCCCGUGGUGAAGGGAUGGCAGCCUAGCAAGGCUGCAGUCAUCUCUACAACUGUAAUUAGCUUUAAAUUGGGCAAGGAGAGAUCCGGGCCAGAGGUGAACCAGACAAGCAAUGUCCUCCCUCAAUACGGGUCUCCACCAUAGUCACCUGGUGUGACCCAAAGAAGGCUUUGUGGUGAGGCAUUUUGCAAGACAAAGGGAGUCCUAAUUAAUUUGCUGAAACAUUGCGCUCUCAAUCCCUGUUUGUACACUCCCAUCAGUGCCACUGUUGGCUUUUAUGAGCAUUUAUCACAUGUGAAAAGGAGGAGUUGUACUUCACUAAUAGCUUAUUCCUGUCUUUACAUUUCUAAACACGUUAACUGUGAUCAGAAAUGCAAGGCUGCAGGGCAACUCAUCUGUGCCUCUUUGUGUUUGGUUUGGUUUGUUUUUCAAACAGCAUUCAUGCGUCUCUCUCAUCCCUGUCCUAAAGCCAUUCCCUCCCACUGCAAUGACUGUGCUGAUGACCACGGGACCUCCUCAGCAUAAGGAGAGUGAAUCACUGCUGUUUCUCAGGUUUCGGAGCCAUAGGUUACCUUUAUAAAUUCACCCAACACUGCCAUAGUUAAGUGGGACUUGAAAUACAUAAAUACUUUCUUUCCUGGAUUAUUUGCUUUUCAGGGAAUUCCGGGAACCUGUUUUGCAUCUCCGAGCUAAUGAAAGUGCAGCCCUGCAUCCAGGCCAAAAAAAGAACCAUGGCAGUAAUGGAAUAAAUAGCAAAAGCCUAAAAGUAAAUAGCUUUGAAAAUUGAUACAGCUCUGUGUGACAUGAUAAUGCAAAAAGGUUGCCUGUGCUGUAUUAUUUAUAAUUCCCGGAAUGUCUGAAUUCCCUGUAGCCAGCAUGCAUUAAGCACAAUCCAGGGCAUAUGCAACAAAUCAUAUUCAAUGAUGGAAAAGUGGGAGAAAAGCAAGAGCUCAGUCUCUCUUGAUUACAGCAGCCACAGAUUUCUUUUCAUAGACUACCAGUACUAAUGAAUGAAGAGGACAUGAAAGGAAAACAAAAACACUCAAUCCAAUGUGCUUCAUGUACCCAUAGAUGUAUCUGCUCAUGAAUUCAACUAAUUAAAUGCAAACCAUUGUCAAGAGAUGUUGUCCUGGGUCUUUAAGCCCUCGUUGAGCCCCGUGUGGCGUUUAGCUCUGGGAUCCUGGGUACAAACCACCAUGCACAUCAACACAGGGACACGUGCGCUUAUGAAGAGACGCAUUUUAUAGUGGAGAACAAGAGGUCCCAAAGCUCUGCUGGAGCAGGACCAACCCUGUGAAAUGUGCCUGAGUGCUGCUGAUGUACCAACCUUGAAGUCUGAACAUGGGGCCCAUCCUGGCAUACAAAAAAAUCUCUUCAUUUCAACCCAAAUGAAAACCUGCAGUUUUCCAUCUAGAGAGAAUUUCAUUUCAGGCAGUGUUUCAGGGGAGAUUUAACAGUUCUGGAAAGUUAGUGAGAUACAUUCAGUUUUCAAAUGCUUUCUAAAAAUGUUAGUGGUUAUUUCAUGCAAUGAUGGAAAGUGAACAGGGCAUUUCUUGUGUGCCUUGGGUCUGGUUCAUAACACUGCACAGACUUUCAAACGUAAUUGUAUUAUUCAGCUGUCUCCUCCUCCAAACACAGAGUAAGUGAAUAAAGAGUAGCAAAGAGCAUAAAGAAAGUGAAAAGAGAAAAGAAAGAGAAUAAAGGAAAGUGUUAGAUCCAAAGGGAAUUUCAUAGCACGGAGAUCUGCCUGUGGAAAUUUCGUAGGCAGAGGUCAGAGUUAAGUUCCACUCAGCUGCGACGAUCGCUCAGACGUUCCCAGCAAUGCAUUAUUGCAGUAAGAUUAGAGCUAUUUGCCUUGCAGAUGUUGGCCAAGCUUUUAAAAUUCACCAGGUCUCAGAUGUUCACAGCCUGGGACGGCUACUCCAGCUUCUUCAGCUGCUACUGCCCUAUUUUUGUAUCUAACAUAUACAUGUCAGUUGUUGGCAGCAGAAGGUCAGCCCGUUACGCAUUAGGCUCACUGAUGCUGCUGUUCUGCUCUGAUUGGCAAUGCUGAUUAUGUAAAGGAUAUUUAAUGUUGUAAAUCGUUAAAAUUAUCUACAAGCUUCUGGAUACUUUUUAGGAGAUAAAAAGUAAGACAAUUAAACGUAUGCACAUUUCUCCGUGUAUCAGAGGAUUUGUGCAGAAAUGCUCAAGUCUUCUAGGAAGUAGGGAGACAGUUAAGGGAAUAAUAUAUAAUUAACACAUCCUCUUUUCUUCCCUUGUUGGUGCAGACAUGCCUUUAGAUAAUAAAUGCAGAACAUUAAAAGCAUUUGGAGUGCGUGGGACAGAAUAAUGUUGAAUUUUAUGUAAGUAUGUUCAGCCCUGCCACCAGUUACACGUGUUACAGAGGGAGCAAGCCUGUUCCUGCUCCGGGGUCUCACCCACUAAACUGCUUAUGCACAGGCCCCCCUUCCAAAAGGAAGGAAAUUAGGUUUUCCUAUGCUGCUGAAGCUAACUACAAGGAGUACAUAUUAUGGGGUCAUUCGUUCACUUAGGUGUCAAACAUUAAACUUACGCUUCAUCUCACGUUAGCUCCUAUUUUCAUCAGCCACCCCAAGCUGGCACAGGAUGGCUCAGUGUCACCUGGCUGGGCCAGGCGCUGUGUGACAAGCAACUGCAGCAGGAGGAUCCCGAGCUUUCUGAUCUGAAAUGUGGCAAUUAUGGGGUCACAGACAAGCAGCAGAUUUCCCUGGUGGCAGCAGCACUCGACUGUUUCUUCUGGAACCGCUGGUCACCUGCCUUAUGAACAGCUGGCGAGGAACAGCCUUUCACACGCACCACUGCCUUGCUCAGCACUAAAAAUAUAUCCUGGGUUUAACAAGGCGAUUACUGAAGUGUCAGAUGUACCUGUUCCAAACAGGCACCUCCCUGUGACCAGGGACUUUCCCCAUGUGACUGGAGAGGGGUGCGAUCGCUGGUAAAUGGACACUCACACUGUGGGAUCAUCAAUUUGCUUGGUAACAGGAGAGUGAGACUUGUUUCUGAUAGCUGCAGGUGAUGGGAUGUAUGCACGGGCACUUCUACUAUGCUAAGCUUUAUAAUUAUGCAAAUCCCAACAGAUAAAGGUGUUUUUUUUUCUGCGAAGAAUCAGAGACCAUUAUUUGUACUUUACUACAUCUGUUUGAUGAAUACAACACUGCUGAGAGCAUCAUUACUACCCCUAGAAGGACUUUGGCCUUAUCCCCUGCCAAGGAUGUACAGGGACUUGUGUCACUGGGCACCAGAGGGGCCCUUGGGCAAUAGUUUAUUCGGAGAGGGCUCUUAGUAACCAAUCUACAGCAAUGCAGGAGACGACUGGUGUCGACACAUCUCUAAUUUCGAUAAGGUGGGUUACUUCUGAGUCCUGCUUUGCGCCUCCAGGGAAAAUACCAGCUCCAGCUGCCACCAGGGGCUGCCGCAUCAGUUACAGGAAUCACGGGCAGGUUUUUGGUCCUGACCAUCCCCAAACAGGGCGACAAAAGCCUUCUCUAAGCAUUAGGGCUUUCUUGACAUGCAGUUAAGCCCAAAAUUUCAAUCCAAAAUAUAUCUAGGUACUGCUUUUCCAGUGUAGUGCGGUCUGUACCCACCCCAGUCCUGCACCCACUCUGGCUGAGCCAACGGUACCAAGUCAAGCAAGACAAACAUUUAAAGCUCCACCUCCGGAAAAGAAGACUUUAUCUAAGGCCCUAUAUCAUAUUUACAGAUCAAAACCAUAUUAUUAUUAUUAUUACCAAAGGACGUCAUUACCUUGAGUUCAGAUUUUUCAGCCACAAGGAUGUUCAUUUUCCAAAGUCAAUGAAGACAGCGAGACAAGAGAUUUUACUUAAACUAUAUAUUUUUACAUAAAACAACUUUAUGUUACAAUAAAAUCAGAUAAAAAUCACAAAGUUAUAUAAUUUCAUAAAGAAAAAAAUCAAGUUUUCCUUUCAUAUAUAUAUAAAACCCAGCAUUUACUGCUACUAGGAGUCUAAAUGUUAACAUUGACUGUCUAUGGUCAAUUUGAAAAGAAAAACAAACUAAUAAAAGAAGAGGAAAGUACUUUUUCACAGCAGACAAAAUGAUGAGGUAAGAGAUGUUUUUUACAAUGAUCCAACUGUAGUAAACACUUCAGUUUUCAUUAAACCAUAUACUAAAUAUAAUAAACCCAAAUAAAAAUAUACAUUUAGAGCACUGCAGUGUUUUCCCACAGUUGUAUAUCAACAAAUUGUCCGUCAUUCACUAAACUUUACUUGAAACAGUAAAAACAGGGUGUAUGUUUAUCUUCAGUACUAAAAUCUCAUAAUCUAAAUAUUUUGGUAUAGCAGACCACACUAAAACACUCUCAGAACUUUCAACUACAAGGGAUAUAUUCAUGUUAAAAAUGAUGUGCUUUGUUUGUCAUUCAUGAUGAGUUUUAUAGAACAGUACGUUCAUGAUCACUAUUAGGCAGUUAAAUGAAAACAUCUAAAUGCUGCAAAAUACUCAUUCAUUGAGCAUCGCUCCCAUUCCACAUACCCAAGUUAAUCAAUGCACUGCAGACUUAGAAGCUUAGUUCACAAAUCUUACAUAUUAUCUGUCUUUUAUAGCUAGCAUAUGGCUAAAAUAAUUAUUGCUGACCAGUGUUUAAAGAAAAAAGAAACCAAAACCAACUUACAACAGCAGACAGACUUUUCUCAAGUGCCUUUCUCUUAAGUGCCAUAUUAUUACGUAACGAAAUGACCAGAAAUUAAAAAGGAAUCUAUUUCAAAACGUGCAUAUCAAGUUUUUGGAGGUAUAGGCACCUUCAUCUGAAGACUGCGUGUUUAGGCUAUAUCUGUUAAAACAAUUUAAAAAAAGAGCUAAGACAAAACACGGUAGAAAGUCAAACAGGCUGGACAUCCGCCAUGCCCAGGGACACAGGCCAAGCCCAGCCAGGCCCGGCCCAACAGGAGAGCCCUCCUGCGGGAAGCACCUUCGGCGUAUUUAUCAUUCACCUCCUCACUCUCUAUUUCACUUCACGUACCUUAUCAUUUACCGCAGAGAACAGUAUUUAAGACACGCAAACUUUACGUAAUUGUCAGGUUUAUAUUCUAAAGAGGAGCCUAAAGCAGCGUCAGGCUUCGGGGGGCGCAGGAUGUGUCUGGAUUAAACGUCUUGUGGCUCCGUAUUGCUUUGCUUGACACACAGGUGCUUGUGGAACACGAUCUAUGGAAAUAAAAAUUACUUUAGGGUAGGUCUGUGUCUUAUUGUUGCUAAAUCGUGCCUAGAACCAGACCCCUCAACCUGGGCAUCCUCACUGCCCCGAAAGCUGAACCUGCCGCUCUGCAAGGGCUCUGGUACUUCUGAGCCUGUGUAGGACGGCAAAAGCUUCUCCCAUUUUUGACCUAAAGCGUCAGACCAUAAACCAGCACUGCCCAGCUGUGCGUGUGGCCUUUCACCUGCCAUCCCGCGCAUUUGCGAUAUGCUGAGGACUUUUUGAUAUUUACAGGCUUGGCAGGCCCAGAACCGCCCGGACGAAGGUGGGUGAGCUGCGAGGUCAGCACGGCCACUCGAGGCUCCCGGCACACGUACAGCUUGUGGGCAGAGCACAUUUCACCGGCGCUUCUGCUGAAAUGAUUGUCACAAUGAGCUGCUGCGGGCGGAUUUCCCCGGCCACCCCUUCCCUUGGGAUUCGGCAUCAGUCGCACAUUAAGCCGAGCGGGACAUCUCACCAUGACAGCGGUUUUAUCUUUGCUAAUCCCCAGGCUCAGCAAGACAGUGCUAUAUUCCUUACAAGCCACUGAUGCUUUGAAGGGUUUCACAGAGAUAACUAUUCAGAUGAUAACUUUGUCUUGGCCUGAUGAAGAGCACGGCAAAGAAACUCCCACCACUACAAGGUGGACACUAAUGGGGACUUUUCCUUCAGUCAUUUACGCUCUUUGCAAGCGAUGGCAGCGGCCGGGACAGCGGGAGGAACAGCAGAAACCCUUCCCACUCUCCUUAAUUCACUGAGCAGCUUUCAAAAACAUUCAUCCUUAAUCGCCCGCGUAAAAAUAAAACCAGGCGUUAGUCUAGAAACAAGGCAUUGUCUAAACAGCAUUUGUUUCCUGGGCACAGAGGCAGCCAGUGUGAAAGUGUUUUUAAAAGAGCAUCCUUUGAACAAUAGGACAUAGCGAGAGGUGGCACUGAAUCUCUUACAGUAAGACAGUUUUCUUCCAGCGAGCUCCCUUAGGAAAGGAGACAUCAGUGAGACAUAUAGACAGAAAAACACUGGCAAGUGCUAAUUUUGCUGAAAACGCACUUUUAGGCCAAACAAAACUAUUUGUGAAUUUGAGUCAAAAGCAGCAAAUACAGGUUCAGCCAAAUAGGAAAAAAGCAAAACACUAACCUGUUUUACUUGGGGGUGGGAAACAAUGUAUCAGUUUUCCAUUUGGAAAUAAUUUAUUCCAAAGAUGAUACUAAGGUAAUUUCCCAAAAUGUGGAAAAAAACUCAUCUAAUGGAGCAUUCUUUCCCUUUGAAAGUAAUUAUCUCCAUGUAUUUUUCAUGUCACCGAGUAUUUUUAGGUGUUGUGCUAAUACAAAGCAGAGCUGUUUAUUUCUCAUUUUGGCCACCAAAAAGAAGACCCCAACAAACCACCGCUAUUCCGCAGCUCUAACAGCAGCUCAAAGGAGCGUUUCACUGGAAAGCCCAGAAGGCUCACGCAGGGACCGGCUGCAGUUUGGGAGGAGAGGAGAAGCAGGAUGAGCUGCCUGUUCAAUAAUGGUGUCUAUCUGCCUCACUAUCACAUAAAAAGACUAAAAAUGGGGAUUACUUGCACAACCACACACCGUUUCUGACGUCAUUUUCAGUUUUGAGAAGUCUGAUCUAACCCCGCAUUAUAAAACUGUUGAAUCUUGCACGCUGGCAAAGUCUAAUUUUCACAUGCCUACGUGCUAUGUACCUGAUUUUUAUUUUUAAAUAUCAACAGCCCACAGCGAUUUAUUUUAAAGAUACUUAAAUGGUCAUAAUGGUUAUGAAAGGUCCCAGAUUCACAGCCAUUCUUUGAAAGGAGUAAGAGCAAAAAUACACAAAGUCCAGUGUAAGCAACAGGCAUUGGUGACAACUCAACAGUGACAAAUGGAAUGAAAACUCAAGGGACAAUUGCAGAGAAAACCUAUCUCCAGCAUGGGGAUUAUAUAGAUCCAUGUGCGAAAAAAUAUCCAAAGCGUGUUCAUCUAUAACCCACCUUUCCUUUAAAGUUCACUUUUAUAAUUCAGAUGUGCCAAGAAAAGAAAAAAAGCCCUUAAAUUAAAAUAAAAAGAAAAAAAAGUGAAAAAAA
Columba livia (rock pigeon) is the source of this 13223-nucleotide messenger RNA. It is a transcript of the gene WHAMM, whose product is annotated as WASP homolog associated with actin, golgi membranes and microtubules. Gene Ontology annotation, molecular function: Arp2/3 complex binding; actin binding. The transcript is spliced from 12 exons. The record is from RefSeq and is a predicted model, not a curated record. Gene Ontology annotation, biological process: Arp2/3 complex-mediated actin nucleation; endoplasmic reticulum to Golgi vesicle-mediated transport. Gene Ontology annotation, cellular component: endoplasmic reticulum-Golgi intermediate compartment membrane; cytoplasm. The coding region runs from base 72 to 2504 and encodes 810 amino acids. Lineage: Eukaryota; Metazoa; Chordata; Aves; Columbiformes; Columbidae.